Eimeria necatrix is the source of this 303-nucleotide messenger RNA. Its product is annotated as HMG-like nucleosome/chromatin assembly factor D, related. The record is from RefSeq and is a predicted model, not a curated record. Lineage: Eukaryota; Apicomplexa; Conoidasida; Eucoccidiorida; Eimeriidae. Bases 1 to 303 code for a protein of 100 amino acids. The transcript has a single exon.
AUGGCGCCCAAGAAAGCAGCCAAGGCAGCCAAACCCACCAAACGAACUCGCGCAAAAAAGGACCCUGACGCUCCUAAGCGCGGCACUCCGGCUUAUAUUUUCUUUAUGAAGGACAAGAGAGAGGAAAUCUGCAAAAAAAACCCCAACGUGAAGUCCGCCACGCAGAUCGCAGCACUUGUUGGCGAGGAGUGGAAAAAGCUGUCGCCCUCCCAGAAGGCCCCCUACGAGAAAAAGGCAGAAGCAGACAAGCAGCGAUAUCAGAAGGAGGUGGCGGCUUAUAAGAAGAACAAGGCGGGGCAGUAG